Meleagris gallopavo (turkey) is the source of this 462-nucleotide messenger RNA. Lineage: Eukaryota; Metazoa; Chordata; Aves; Galliformes; Phasianidae. The record is from RefSeq and is a predicted model, not a curated record.
CACCAAAGGCCACCAAGGCCAACUCAGGAGCCCCCAGGGCCGCCGUCAGACGCAGCCAUGAACUCGUCCGGCUACGAAGACGCGGCGCCGGCGGAGGACGCGGAGGAGCUGCCGGCGGCGGAGAAGGAGCUGGCGGAGGACGCGCCGUGGAAGAAGAUCCAGCAGAACACGUUCACGCGCUGGUGCAACGAGCACCUCAAGUGCGUCAACAAGAGCAUCGGAGACCUGCAGAGGGACCUGGGCGACGGGCUGCGGCUCAUCGCCCUGCUGGAGGUGCUGAGCCAGAAGAAGAUGGGCAGGAAGCACCACCCCAGGCCCAACUUCCGCCAGAUGAAGCUGGAGAACGUCUCGGUGGCACUGGAGUUCCUGGAGAGGGAGAGGAUCAAGCUGGUGUCCAUCGGUGGGUAUCUGUGGGGCUGGGUGCUAUGGGGCUGGGUGUCUGUGGGGCUGGGUGUCUAUGGG